AUGAGGAACCCCCACGAGACAGAAUCGAACGGGAGCUAUGUCCAGCUUGAGCAUCACCCAUGGUUCCUUCUUCCUGUGCAAGAACCUAGCAGUCUGCUGGACCAACAUGAAGUUGUCACGGAUGCACCGUUUGCGGAUGAACGCACAUUGUCCUUUCCCAUCGCGGCGGCGCCGGUACAGCGUCCGUCCGUCCAAUCAGGGCGGAGAAUGAGCACCCUCGCGCUCUCGCUGGCCGUGCUGGCGGCGGUGUUCUCCGCUGCAACGGCGGUGGCGGAGUACAACGUGGUGGACUACGGCGCGAGGCCCGGCGGCGGGGCGGACUCGGCGGGCGCGUUCCUGGCCGCGUGGGCGGCGGCGUGCAACCACACGGGACGCCGCGGCUCCCGGCCCGUGAUGCGCGUGCCGGCGGGCAGGUUCCUGCUCAGCAAGGCCUACUUCAAGGGCCCCUGCCGGAGCGCCGCGGGCGUGGUGGUGGCCAUCGACGGCACCGUCUUCGCGCCGCCGGCCGUGGACAGCACGGCGUGGAUCAUGUUCCACUACGCCGACGGCCUGGCGAUCCGCGGCGGCACGCUGGACGGGCAGGGCCGCGCGCACUGGGCGUGCAGGGCGGACCCCGGACGGAAAUGCCCGCCAGGCACCACGACGCUGGACAUUAGCCAGUCCAAGGGCGUGAGCAUCAAGAAGGUGACGCUACUGGACAGCAAGAACGUGCACAUGUCCAUCUACGACUCCACGGGCGUGACCGUCCAGGGCGUCAGGAUCGUCGCGCCGGCCGACAGCCCCAACACCGACGGCAUCCACGUCCAGCUCUCCAGACACGUGAACAUCCUCGGCACCACCAUCGGCACCGGCGACGACUGCGUCUCCAUGGGGCCCGGCACCUCCGACGUGCUCAUCAGGAACAUCAAGUGCGGCCCCGGACACGGCAUCAGCAUCGGGAGCCUGGGAGGGGAGGCCGGCGAGGAGGGGGUGAGGAACGUGACGGUGGAGGCGGCGGUGCUGACGGGCACGCAGAACGGCCUGCGGAUCAAGACCUGGGGGAAGCCCAACCGCGGCUCCGUCACCGGGGUCGUCUUCUCGCGCGUCACCAUGCGCGGCGUGCACAACCCCAUCGUCGUCGACCAGAACUACUGUCCCGGCUACGACCAAUGCCCCGGCAAGAGCUCGGGGGUGCGGAUCAGCGACGUCUCGUACACGGACAUCGAGGGCACGUCGGCGACGCCGGUGGCCGUGAAGUUCGACUGCAGCGGCAGCAACCCCUGCACCGGGUUCAGGCUCAGCAACAUCAGGCUAACGUACGAGGAUAAGACGGCGCAGUCCUUGUGCCGGAACGCCGACGGGUCGGCGUCGGGGGUGGUCAGCCCGCGGAGCUGCCUCUGA
Lolium rigidum is the source of this 1380-nucleotide messenger RNA. RefSeq names its product polygalacturonase-like. Gene Ontology annotation, biological process: carbohydrate metabolic process. Gene Ontology annotation, molecular function: polygalacturonase activity. The transcript has 5 exons. The record is from RefSeq and is a predicted model, not a curated record. The coding region runs from base 1 to 1380 and encodes 459 amino acids. NCBI's taxonomy places the organism in Eukaryota, Viridiplantae, Streptophyta, Magnoliopsida, Poales, Poaceae.